ACGACGGUGACGGUGUCGACCCGCAGGAGCAGCACCCCCGACCUCCCCAGCAAACCCCUCCCCUUCCCCGACCGAAUCGACCCUAACUUCAGCCCUAAUCCUGACCCUGAACUCAGCAAUGCCCUGCGUCACAACUCUCACCCUCUGAGCCUUAACCCCCUUACUCGGAGCUUUCAGCCUGACCCUUGACCCUCUACUUGUCUUCACCCUCUGACCCGACCUACCGCCACUUAUUAUCCUCCACCACUGAUCGUAACCACCCACCCACCCCUCACUCUCUGACCUCUAACCCCACCCAGCGUGUUCUUGCCACUGACCCCCUGACCCCAUUCUGUCCGGCAACAUGCUGCCCUGCAUCAUUCGGGAGUUUGACCUCCCCCGUGCCCUGGAGCCAGGAGGCUCCCUCCCCAACCUCAACGCAGUGGGGGUGCAGGGUCGCUGCCUGGGUCUCUUGAUUCCCAGCCCCGCGGCCACCGUCAGCACCUGGGAGACAGCGCAAGACCUCGGCUCUGGGCUGGAUACCAAUUGCAACGGGCCCCGGGUAGCUGGCUGGUCCUGGAGCUGGUCCCAGAGGGGAGCAGAGGCCUCCCUGACACCACCCUCCUCACCACCCUCAUCCUCCCCCUCCUCGGGGACCUCAGAGUCUUUGGACUCUCCACCCUCAAAGGCCUCUCUGGCAACAGGGCCUGUAGAGUUCCCAGCCUCCCCUUCCACAAGUCGCUCCCCUCUCCCCACCUCUUCAGAAUUCCCAGAUACCCCGUCGUCUAAAGCCUCCCCAACAAAUACUGCCACUGAAUUCCCAGACUCCCCUUCCCCGAGUCUUUCCCCAUCUCUGGGUCCCUCAGAAUUCCCGGUUACUCCCUCCUCAAAGGCCUCCCCAGCUACUGGGUAUUUAGAAUUCCAAGGCUCCCCUUCAAUGGAUUUCUCCCCAUCUCCAGGUUGCUUGGAAUUCCCAGAUACACCAUCCCUAAGGGCCUCCCAAGCAACAGGGCACGUAGAGUUCCCGGUCUCCCCUUCCCUGGGACGAUCCCCCUCUCUAGGUCCCUCAGAAUUCUCGGAUGCUCUGUCCUCAACGGCCUCUCCCACAAAUGCUCCCACAGAAUUUCCGGCCUGCCCUUCCCUGGAACAUUCCCCAUCUCCGGGCCCCUCAGAAAUCUUGGAUACUCCAUCCUCAAAGGCCUCCCCAGCUCUGGAACCCUCAGAGUUCCCUGCCUCCCCUUCUCUGGGACUUUCUCCAUGUCCGCAUCCCUCAGAAUUCCCAGAUGCCCUGUCCUCAAAAGCCUUCCCAUCUGUGGGAUUCUGUGAAUUCCCAGACUCCCUUUCCCUAGGGCCAUCCCCAUCUCCGCAUUCCUCAGAAUUCCAAGCUUCCCAGUCUCCGCACCCCUCAGAAUUCCAAGCUUCCUCAUCUCCGCAUCUGACAGAAUUCCCAAACUCCCCAUCUCCACAUCCCUUGGAAUUCCCAGACAGUCCGUCCUCAAAGGCCUCCUCCUGUCUGGGACCCUCUGAAUUGCCAUCUUCUCAGGGAUCAACUUCCUCCCCAGAGGCCCCUGGGUUCCCAACCUCUCCCUCCCCAGGGGUCGCCCCUCCACCUGAGCAUUUGCAAACCCAGGACCCAGCUAUCCCAGGGAGUGGUGUGGGAUCCACACCCUUCCGCCCCACAGGAGCCUCCCCUGCUCUUUCCACCCAGUCCCACUCCCCCACUUCCUCAGCGCACCUGGAGACCCUGGGUCAGGGGUCAGACAGGCCCCGGGUCACCACCUUUCAUGAACUGGCGCUGCGGAGACGCCGCCCUCCGCCCCCGGUGCCCCGACCCCCAGCUCCGGACACCCGCGGAGUCACUGGACCCCCACCGCCGGUGGUCACCUUCCGGGAGCUGAGGUGGAGGGUCCGGGCAGCUACCCUGGGGUCCCAGGAGGCAGGAGCGGAGCAGGGGAACAGUGGAGAGCGGGGCAAGGCGGAUGGGGGAGCCAAGCCGGCUGAGGAGGCCUCCCCCCUGUGCGCUGUCCACCAGCGCCCGCAGUCCCUUCCCCUCCAGCCCGUCCUGUUGUGCCUGUCGUUCCCAACGCCCAGCCUCUCCCCUGUCCCCCUUCCCCCGGCUGUGGACGGACAGUCUGAUCCUCAGGCCGGCCCGUGUCCUGGACGUCCCUCGCCGGUCGGGGCGUACACUCCCCCUCAGCGAGGGAGACUUCCGCUGUCCCUGGCCCUGUCUCCAGGCCUCGGCUCACCGUGCCCCCCCACCCGACCCAGGGCAUGGAGCCUCCCCUCCCCCCUGAUCGCCCCCACCCCUGUCCGCCUCCUCCUCAAGGAGCCGUCCCCCCUCGGGCAGCUCCUGGGCCUGGCCCCUGCCCUCCCCACCCUGAUGGAAGCUGCUCGGAGAGACGGCGGAUCGGAAGGUGCGGGUGAAGGGUCCGCCGUUUGGAACGCUGGCACGGCUGGGAGCCAUCCUUUACCUGGGGAUCCCUGUGCAGGACAGUGUGGGAUGUCUGAACCGUCCUCAAGCCCCCCUCUCCGUCCACCCCACCCUGGGGACAGAGCCCCUCCGUUCAGUCGACAACACAAGAAAGGACUGGUGUGGGCGGUCAGUGUGGCCGUGGACGAGAUUGUUGCUCACUUCAGCGCCGCUCGGAACGUGGUGCAGAAGACGCAGCUGGGGGACAGCCGCCUCACCCCCCAGGUGGGCCGCCUGCUGUUGUCGGGCCUUUGCCCCGCGCUCUCGGCGGUGAUUUGGGACGGGCUGAAACCCUACCGGCAGGACCUGAUUGUCGGGCGGAGGAGUACCUCCCCCUGGUCGGUGGUGGAAGCUUCAGUGAAGGCAGAUCAGUCCAUGGGGAAACUGUACAAUCUGGUUCAGCAGUUUGACCAACUCUCCCAGCUCAAGAGCUCCCAGAAGAAGUUCAAUGCCUUCAUAUUUACACUGUUAAACCUCAAGCUGCUUGACGUCUGGAUGGUGUCCUUGUACGGCUGCACAGAGGUCUUGAAGACACACUACACGCCGUCGGCCUUCCUCUGGGCGGCCCGCUCCUCGGACUGCGGAGCGUUCGAGGAACUCCUGCUCCUCCUCCAGCCCCUGUCUGCCCUCGCCUUCCAGCUGGAUCCGCUGUUUGAGUACCACCACCCCCACCAGUUCCUGGCGAGGGGCAGCGCCCGGGAGCGGGAUCCGGUCCAGGAGGACGGGGAGAGGCGGCUCGGGAAUGGUCUGGGGAGCGAGGAGGGAGCCCCGACCAGCGGGCCAGCGGCCAGGGAGCUGCCAGGGGAAGCAGAUGGCUACCGGCUACAGGAGACGUUUGAGCAGGUGUCCCGCUGGGCGGGGAGGCUGGCGCGUGCCAUGCUGGAGCCGGGGCCCCGCCAGGAGUCGGAGGAAGACCGCAAGCCAGCCCCGGAGACCCGGGUCGGGGAGCCAGGCUGGUGGGUGCAGCUGAGCGAGAGCUGCCAGUUGUACCGUACCCCACCAGGCCCUGGCGCGCGGUGCAGCGUCGCAGGAGGCCCUGGGAGGCAGCAGGAGGCCAGGCCGCUGCAGCUGGCUUCGCUCUUUGGCGCCAGGAUCCCCUCCACCUACUCCCCUGGCGAGGUGGAGGCGCAGAAACCGUCCGGGCAGCGGCGCAGGCUGCCCUCGGAAUGGCUGUGGGUUAACAUCGAGCGCCUGUGGGGAGCCCCACAAGUGGAGAAGUCCGGCCCCCACCCCACUGGACUGGCAGAAACGAAGCCACCGCCCCAGAGAGCCAGCAGAGCAGUGAGGACGGUGCGGACUCUGUGCGACCACACGGCUCCAGAGCCAGGACACCUCGGCUUCCAGAAGGGUGACACCCUGGAGGUUUUGGGCAACGUGGAUGAUGCCUGGAUUCGUUGUCGACGUGGAGAUGCCUUGGGACUGGUGCCCAUCGAGUACACAUCGCUCGUCUAGCUGCGCCUGGCUGGGGGGCCCACCGACCACUGUACCACAGGGUCCCGCUGCCCCUGACUGUCAGUGGGAUUUCUGACCCUCAUCCAGGGCAAGUCUUAAGGCUCUGCUCCCACCCACACCAUUCCCACUCAAAGCCUUCCUCCCAUCCCCUGGAGGAAGGAAUUCCUGCUGCAGUGACCCUCUUCUGGGAAGAAGUUCCUGAGGGUGAUGACCCAGGGGAAGGAAGUCCCUGCUGCACUGACCCUCUCUCGGGUGAUAACUCUACCCAGGGAAACCGGUUCCAGCCACCUCCAGGGAGGAAGGAAUUCAUGGUGUACCGACCCCCUCCAGGGGAAGUUCUUGGUGGUGAUGACUUCAGGUUUAGAGUUUUCUUCCAUUCCACCCCUCUCCGGCGAAUGGGUUCCUGGAACACCGAUCUUCCCCAUGCGCCAAUGUCCAUCCCUCCUGCAUGUGCACUCUCCUCGAAGUGGGAUUGGACCCACGUCUCAAAUAUGACUGAUGUCUGUCUGUGUAUAGGACCGUGACAAGAGAAACCACCCACCCCCGCCCCCACUCUCCGUGUCCGUCUCUUGCUGUAAAACUGGAUUCCAGUACAUGUGAACGCUGCUCUUCAAUAAAAUGCUGUGACAACGGCGUUUGGCUGUUUGUGCUGAUGGCGCUCUG
This is a messenger RNA of Mobula hypostoma (lesser devil ray), 4564 nucleotides long. It is a transcript of the gene rusc1, whose product is annotated as RUN and SH3 domain containing 1. The record is from RefSeq and is a predicted model, not a curated record. Lineage: Eukaryota; Metazoa; Chordata; Chondrichthyes; Myliobatiformes; Myliobatidae. The coding region runs from base 344 to 3901 and encodes 1185 amino acids. Gene Ontology annotation, cellular component: cytoplasmic vesicle. The transcript has 10 exons. Gene Ontology annotation, molecular function: protein binding.